Messenger RNA from Ostrea edulis (European flat oyster), 839 nucleotides. RefSeq names its product stress response protein NhaX-like. Bases 133 to 615 code for a protein of 160 amino acids. The transcript is spliced from 4 exons. Lineage: Eukaryota; Metazoa; Mollusca; Bivalvia; Ostreida; Ostreidae. The record is from RefSeq and is a predicted model, not a curated record.
AUUGUCCUUAUGAGCAGCCAUACUUACCGUACAUUGAUGCGUCUAAUAUACUGACCCGUAUAUGAAGUGGAGACCCGUAGCCUUGAACGAAGUGACGGGUUAUAUGAUAUAGUUAUUAACGUUCAUUGAAAAAUGGCAGAGACAUCCAGCAAGAGAACCUGUUUGAUUGCCAUAGAUGGGAGCAAGUACGCAACAGAGGCUGUGACGUGGUACAAGAAUAAUGUCCACAAGCCUGGGGACCAUGUGUUGCUUGUGACGGCGGUCGACCACCGCAAACACAUGCAGUAUGGGUUACACGUUUCACCAAAAGCUGUGACGAUGACUCCUGGAAAUCCAGACUCGAUCACACACGCCUUUGCCGCAGAGGACAAGAAAGCGAAUGAAAUCAUUGACAAGGUGAAGACACUGACACAAGGAUUAGGGAUGGAGACCGAAUUUGUGAAAAUGUCAGGUGAUCCUGGAGAGUGUAUAGUGCAUAAAGCCAAGGAGUCCGGGGCGGAAUUAAUCGUGACCGGCUGCCGAGGACUGGGAACGAUCCGCAGGACUAUCAUGGGAAGUGUGAGUGACUACAUCAUCCAUCAUUCCGAUGUACCAGUGUUCGUCUGCCGUCACUAAAGCGACAUCUACCGGCAAUCCUGCGUGAUAUCGUGGUCUGAAUUGUAGAUCAGAGAUAGCUAGUUGACUAUAGAGGGGCUAUAUAUAAGGACUCGAGAAAUGAGAAACAAAUGUUCUUAUGAAUCAUGUAAUCUUUUACUGAGAAUGCACUGAUGUAAGUCUAGAAAAGUUUACAUUUUACUCCGGUACUGGUUUAACUUGUAUUAAAGUAUUUUACCCAGGAA